GCAUCUCAGCCACGAUCAAACCAGCCGGCCGCAAUGAUCCGACCCUCGCUGCUGCUGCAUCUGCGAACACAGCUGCGUCUGAGCACAUCCCUGCAUCGCCAGGGGCUCUUCACGUUCGCCUCCAAGCCAGAUCGCCUGGCCGAGUUCGGGCGGUAUGACCUGCUUCUACCCAAUCCUCAGGGCCAGCCGCAGCUCCCAUCGGCAAGCUUGCUCCAGCGCUCGGUGCCGGCCCACAUCCGCCGCCCUCUCUACGAUGCGCAUACCGGCCGACCGCUCGUAUUUCUGCCCGAGCCCGAGAUCAAGUCGAGCGAAGCCAUCGCCAAGAUGAAGGCCUCGUGCCAGCUGGCCAAGAAGAUUCUUCAAAUCGCAUCCGAGGCCGCUCGAGAGGGAGUCACCACCAACGAGAUCGAUCGGAUCGCCCACGACCAGAUUAUCACGCACAACGCAUAUCCCAGCCCGCUGGGCUACAUGGGGUUUCCAAAAUCCAUCUGCACCUCGAUCAACAACGUUGUCGUUCAUGGAAUUCCGGACGAUCGACCCUUGAAGAACGGGGAUAUGAUCAACAUUGACGUAACGGUUUAUCUGGACGGGUACCAUGGCGAUACCAGCGCGACGGUGCUUGUCGGCGACGUGGACGAAGCAGGUCGGCAACUUGCCGAGAAAACCAAGGAGGCCAUGCAUCAAGCUAUCGCCCUGUGCAAGCCCGGGGCAUACUUUAGCGACAUUGGAUAUGUGAUCAACACCAUCGCUGAUCAGAACGGAUACUCUGUCAACUCUGAGUUUUGUGGGCAUGGAAUCGGUCGCCACUUUCACGAACCGCCGUUGAUAUAUCACUUUGAGAACGACGAAGACGGAGUGAUGGAAGAAGGAAUGACGUUCACCAUCGAGCCCAUAUUCAAUCAGGGCACAUCGGACACCCUGAAAUGGGACGACAACUGGACCGCAGUGACCAAGGACGGCGGCCGCUCGGCCCAGUUUGAGCACACCAUCCUGAUUACCCAAGACGGUCAUGAAAUCUUGACGGCUUGAUGGCAGCGCUCAAGCUCAGCUCUGGAAGCAUGGGCGGGGGAUUGGAGGCGCUGUCUGCCUGUCCCCGAUCUCGGAAGUCGGGCUCUGGGCGAUGGGAGACUGGUUUGUGUUGGCUGGGGUUGGUCGGCGAGAUGCCGUCCUCUUCAUAUCCAUGGUGGUGCCACGCCUGGAGGAAUAACAUAUCAUCGCCAUGAUAUUCGGUCCGCCCUGGUAUCAUGCAAGGGCGAUUGGGCGGCUCAAAGCUCGGACACGCAAUGU
Polychytrium aggregatum is the source of this 1287-nucleotide messenger RNA. RefSeq names its product peptidase M24, structural domain-containing protein. Lineage: Eukaryota; Fungi; Chytridiomycota; Chytridiomycetes; Polychytriales. The transcript is spliced from 12 exons. Gene Ontology annotation, molecular function: metalloaminopeptidase activity. Gene Ontology annotation, biological process: proteolysis. The coding region runs from base 34 to 1029 and encodes 331 amino acids. The record is from RefSeq and is a predicted model, not a curated record.